Molecule: messenger RNA, 381 nt
Organism: Emericellopsis atlantica
Lineage: Eukaryota; Fungi; Ascomycota; Sordariomycetes; Hypocreales; Bionectriaceae
Exons: 2
Coding region: 35-217 (60 amino acids)
Source: RefSeq, a predicted model, not a curated record
AUAUUGGGUCGUAACAGGCGGGUCCGUCGUCGAGAUGGACAUGACCGAGUCCAAGGACAGCAUCACUGCUAAGGUCCAGGCACUGGGCCGCAUCGACUAUCUCGUCAACAACGCAGGGUACUCUAUCCUCGCUCCCUGCGAAGAGAUCACGCCUAUAACUCAGAUCUGGAGGUCGCUAGUGCGCCUUGGCCAUCUGAACACUAUAGCCUCGUUAUAGACACUCCAAGCUGACAAGCCCCACCCCCGAACCAGCGACAAGGAUGCCCACCUGCAGCUCAACACCAACUUCGGAGGACGAGUUCAAAAGUUAUGCGUUGACGCUAAAGGCGCUAAGUCUGCAUGUCGUUUAAAUCCAGCUAGCUUUAGUGCAAAUCCUACGGC